AUGGCAGUGCUGCUGGAGACCACGGUGGGUGACCUGGUCAUCGACCUGUACACGGAGGAGCGGCCCCGUGCAUGUCUGAAUUUCCUGAAGCUCUGCAAGGUCAAGUACUACAACUAUUGUCUUAUUCAUAAUGUCCAGCGGGAUUUUAUUAUACAAACUGGUGACCCCACGGGAACUGGCCGUGGAGGGGAAUCCAUAUUUUGUCAACUGUAUGGUGAUCAAGCCAGAUUUUUUGAGGCAGAAAAGGUGCCCAGAAUCAGGCACAAGAAGAAGGGAACUGUGGCAAUGGUGAACAAUGGAAGUGAUCAGCAUGGAUCACAGUUCCUCAUUACCACAGGGGAAAACCUGGACUACCUUGAUGGUGUACAUACAGUAUUUGGAGAAGUGACAGAAGGCAUGGAUGUAUUGAAGGCAAUUAAUGAAACCUUUGUAGAUAAGGAUUUUAUCCCAUAUCAGGAUAUCAGGAUAAAUCAUACAGUGAUUUUAGAUGAUCCCUUUGAUGAUCCACCUGGCUUGUGUGUUCCUGAUCGCUCACCAGAACCUACAAAUGAACAGCUUGACAGUGGCAGAAUAGGAGCAGAUGAAGAAAUUGAUGACAUGAAAGGACGGCCUGCAGAGGAAAUAGAAGAAGUUCAGGCCGAAAAAGAAGCAAAAACUCAUGCUAUUCUUCUGGAAAUGGUGGGAGACAUACCAGAUGCAGACAUCAAGCCACCAGAAAAUGUUCUGUUUGUUUGUAAACUGAAUCCUGUGACCACAGGUGAAGACCUGGAGAUAAUAUUUUCACGAUUUGGUCCCAUUAAAAGUUGUGAAGUGAUCCGAGACUGGAAGACUGGUGAAUCUCUUUGUUAUGCUUUCAUUGAGUUUGAAAAGGAGGAAGACUGUGAGAAAGCCUACUUCAAAAUGGACAACGUGCUGAUAGAUGACAGACGGAUACAUGUGGAUUUUAGCCAGUCUGUUGCAAAGUUUAAGUGGAAGGGAAAAGGUGGGCGGUAUACCAGGGAAGAUUUCAAGGACUAUGAGAAGGAAUGUUAUAAACCUUCGAAAUUUGCCCUGAAAGAAAAAGUAAAACCAAAGCAAGAUGCCAAGUAUGACCUUGUGCUGGAUGAGGACAUGGAGGAGUCUCACACAAGUCAGUCACACUUGGCUACAAAACCGAAGAAGAAAAAGCACCACCAUUCUGAAGAAGAUGACAAGAGGACCAAAAAAUCUAAGGAGUCUGACCAAAAGCACUAAGAACACUGUAGGGAGAGGACCAAGGGUGAGAAGAAAGACAGGCAUUGGAGUCACAGCCGUUAUAAGGAGAGAAAUUACACUUACAGUAGACAAAAACACAAGUACAGAUGAAGGACAAAGCAGAGGGGAACUAAAAUAAUAAAUGUAACUUUUUUCUUUAAAAAGUUACUGCAGCAGCCAGGCCUCAGUCUGUAGGCAGAAACUUUCUCUUGUAAUUUUAAGUUGUUUCCUAAGGUUCUGUCUAUUAAAUCACUGUCUCCAUUCAUGGGAAGGAGAUGUGUGUUGUUACCAGUUACUGUGUGUUUUGAUCUGUCCCCUGUUCAUGGGGAAGAUAAGCUCUUGUGAAGUCCUGUUCCACACUGAUAUUAAUAAAGGUUUGCUUGUAGGUAUUUAGGGAAAGCCUCCCAGUCAAGGCUGGGGCCUUGGCCAAGCCCUGGCCCUGGCUGGUUGGGAAUUAUGCCAUCAGACCCAGGUGAUUGUAUUAAAAAUGUAAUCAGGUCACUUUGACUUGCUGAUUUCCUCUUAUAAAAGCUGGAGCCCCUUUUGAGGUAAACUUGGAAACCUUUCCUGGGAAAGGUUUUCCCAUCCUCAUUGUGAAAUGGGGAGAAUUCUCUCCCCUCAUGGAGAGGGUCCUGCUGGAAGCUGCCAGACACCUGGACAAUGUGUCAUCACCCCAUGUAAGGACAUUAAAGAAGGCGUGUUGCUGACGUGGCAAUGUGUGAUAGGUCCC
Motacilla alba alba is the source of this 1963-nucleotide messenger RNA. RefSeq names its product peptidyl-prolyl cis-trans isomerase-like 4. The record is from RefSeq and is a predicted model, not a curated record. Gene Ontology annotation, molecular function: RNA binding; peptidyl-prolyl cis-trans isomerase activity. The transcript has a single exon. Gene Ontology annotation, biological process: protein peptidyl-prolyl isomerization. Bases 1 to 1233 code for a protein of 410 amino acids. Lineage: Eukaryota; Metazoa; Chordata; Aves; Passeriformes; Motacillidae. Gene Ontology annotation, cellular component: nucleus.